AUGUCCUCGAAAAAGCGGCCUUAUGUACCCAAAACUAAAGUGACUGUGAACUCAGGAUGUUACCCCUGUUCUCGGCGCCGCAUCCAUUGUGAUCGCACAGAGCCUACUUGUCACAAGUGUGCUGCCCGGGGAUUGCAAUGUACUGGGCUAGGGCUCAAAUUACGCUUCCCAUAUGGUGCUCCGGUGUCUGUAUCUGCUAUAUCAGAAGCGCCAGGGACAAGCCAUCUUAGCAGGCCAAACACAUUUCGUGCGAAUGAUCCUAUCUUCGCCUCUCAAGGCAGUUAUGACCAGACGUUCCCGGCAAUAGUACUACACGAUUUUGGAAGUACUGAAGACUUAUCGCCAUCCGUUUUCUUGAGCAACGGAGACAUUUCUCAUUCUACAAAUAGCAUCUCACAAGAAUACAUUCCCAAGGACUUAUCUAGCUACAACGCCUUUGGGGCUAGCGUAGAACUGGAAAGGCAUGAAACGGCUUUGGCCAGGUUUAAUCAGAUUGGGGGUAUCCCUCAUAUCCCCACCGAAAUUACUCCAUUAUGGAAACGAAUAAUGUGCAAAUACUUCUCAGAUAAUAUUGCUCCUGAAAUGACUGCCAUCGAUGGAAGUCACAAUGAAUGGCGUCAUUUGGUGCUAUCACUCUCUCAAACAGAUGACUUAGUUAUGGAUGCGGUUAUAAUGGUGGCAUUUUACCAUCUCGAGUUGAAUAAAUCCACGCAAGCCCAUAGGAGAACAAAAUGCGAACUCUCAACCACCUGGAACGACCUACGAGACCCCAACGAGAUGUACAAUCGAGUAAUCCUGGGCCUCCGCAGCCAACCAGGGUUGAAUAAUGGAGAUAUAAAUAUCAAGAUUUCCGUUUCAAUAACCAUUCUCAUCCUAUUUGUUGGAGCAAUGGUUACCGGGGGCUCGGACUUUCUGCUGUUGUCUAGGAUGCUAGAAUCCGCGAUAGAGGCAAUGGGCGGUGAAGACAAGCUACCACGAGUCUAUGCUUCAGAUUUUAUUAAAAAACAAAACCACAAGAUGCGUGUUUAUGCUGCACCACUCCUCGAUGAGAGAAGAGGACUUCAGUUCAUAUCGUCACAAACCCACAAGGAGCAACUUUUCAACUCACUAACUCAUAGAUUAUUGGAUUACCCUGAGCAUAGUCCAACAAUGAUGUUGGUGAGAGACUUGGUGCAACAAGCUCUAGACUUAUACAUAGCACAGUUCGAUUACCGGACGGAUGAUCAGGCUUCUAACGAACUUGGAAAUAUGACCUCCAUUAUUCGAGUUCAACACUUUAAAGAAACGUUAGAAGCGUUUCCUCAAGGAGCGCCUGGCGAAAGGGUUCUGGUCUGGGCAUGCUUCAUCGCGGCUUCUGCGAGCAUCUUGGACGAGCACAAGGAGUUUUUUGAACAAAUUCUUCUCCGGCAUCAGUCAAGGAAUGGAUUUAUUAACAUCCUCGAGGGUCUGGAAUGCCUGAGGAGGAUUUGGAGUCGAACGUCUCAAGAGAGGUGGACAUCACUUCUCGCCCAAGUCAAUGUCCUUGUCAUGUAG
This is a messenger RNA of Clonostachys rhizophaga, 1533 nucleotides long. NCBI's taxonomy places the organism in Eukaryota, Fungi, Ascomycota, Sordariomycetes, Hypocreales, Bionectriaceae. The record is from the annotation of a GenBank genome assembly.